CAGAUAGUAGGAAGAUAUUGCCUGGCAAUAAAUGCAGUUUGUCAAAACAUUUAUUGCACAGAUACUUAUGUUCAUUGAAACACGUAUUUUAAGACAUUUUAAUAGCAGAAUAUUCCAGUAAUAACUAAUAAUGGCUACUCGAAUGUACGAUGAGGUGCACUGGUACAUGGAGGAAGUGGGGGCUCGCGUGGUGGCGAAGACCGGGAUCCCUUCAGACAGACAUCACCUUGGGAAGCUGAUGCUGCAUAGCCUGCAAGAUGACCCUGACUUUAUUCUACAGAUCGAUGGAGCGACAGGAGAGUCAGAAACCUUCGGCUCAGCGUUAGACAGGAGCAUCCGAUGUGCUAUCUCCCUCACCAACAUGGGGCUGAAGAAAGGAGACGUCAUGGUGCUGAUGGGACCAAAUCACCUGGACUUCUGUAUACCCCAUAACGCGGCAUUUUAUCUUGGAAUUAUGGUGGCCUCAGUUGAUACUACCUUGGGAGUUAAUGAACUAAGAGACCUUUUCCACAUGAACAGACCAAAUAUCAUCUUCGGCCAAAGUGAGAAGAUGAAGGAUAUUGAAAAAGCAUUGACUCUAUCUGAAGUGGAAGCUAAAUUGGUCACCUUUGAUAAUGAUGGGAGGCAUACUUCACUAGCUCAACUCUUGGACGUUCAGGACAAAGAAGCGAUAAAGAACUUUAAACCGACAGACCUCGAUCCAGAGGAAACAGUGGGAUAUUUAACUUCCACCAGUGGAACUACAGGUGUUCCAAAGACGGCCAUGUUGACACACAAGAACUUAACAAUUGGAAUGCCUUAUAUCUGGGUAAACUUCUCCAAUUUCCCGACACCAACGAAGCUGGUAAUCGUGACGUCACCAGCUCAGUGGCUGUCAGCGGGAAUCCAUUACGUCUUCUCAUCCGUCUUCAAGUAUACCCGAUUGCAGUCAUCAGCACCUAUCACGCCCGAGCAUUUUGCUGAACUGGUUAAUACAUAUAAGCCUACCUUCUUAGCUACCAGUCCUAACAUGAUGGUAACGAUGAUGGCAAAUGCUAAAUGUGACUUCACGUGCUUCGAGUAUGUAGGACUGGGUGGGAGCGCAGUAUCACAAGAUGUCAUUGAUGAAGUCAAGAAAAAAGCCCAGACAGACGAAGUAUACAUUCUAUACGGAAUGAGUGAAGCGAGUGGGAUGACUGUGCAGAAUGACAUGUAUUCUGUGGCCGGAUCCUACGGGAGACCAAUUCAUGGGAUACAGACCAAGCUAGUGGAUCCUAUCACGAAUAAAGUCAUCACGGAGCCAAAUGUUCCAGGAGAAUUAUGGUACAAAGGUCCAAUUGUAUUUAAGGGAUACUACAAUAACCCAGAGGUGACAAAAGAAGUUAUAACAGAGGACGGUUGGCUCAAAUCUGGUGACAUUUUCUACAGAGACCAGUACUGGAACCUAUUCUUUGUGGAACGAUACAAAUUGCUCUUGAAGUAUAGAAAUCAUCAGGUGUCUCCAGUGGAAAUUGAAACAGUGAUCAUGAAGCAUCCUGGAGUAUUGCACGCGGCAGUGACAGGUAUACCAGACAGGGAGUGCGGGGACCUGGUGGUGGCGUGCGUUGUGCCCAAGCCUGGCUGCAGCCCCACAGCGCAGGAGAUCAAGGACUUGGUCAAAGAAACACUAAAGUCCACAAUGGUGAAACGUGGCAACGAUGCGGUGCACUGGUACAUGGAGGAGGUGGGGGCUCGCGUGGUGGCGAAGACCGGGAUCCCUUCAGACAGACAUCAUUUAGGGAAACUGAUACUGCAUAGCCUGCAAGACGAUCCCGACUUUAUUCUGCAGAUCGAUGGAGCGACAGGAGAGUCAGAAACCUUCGGCUCAGCGUUAGACAGGAGCAUCCGAUGUGCUGUCUCCCUCACCAACAUGGGGCUGAAGCAAGGCGACGUCAUGGUGCUGAUGGGACCGAACCACAUAGAUUACUGCAUACCUCAUACAGCUGGGCUAUUUCUUGGACUUAAGGUGGCUUCUAUCGAUGCUACUUUAUGUGUUAAUGAACUAAAGCAAUUAUUUGAAACUAAUCGGCCGAAGAUAAUUUUUGCUCAGACCAAAAAACUAGGAGAUAUUAAUGAAGCACUAUCUGCGUCUAAAGUUGAUGCAAAAAUAGUGACAUUCGAUAAUAUUAGUAUAUAUAAAACAAUGACAGAACUCUUGAAUGAUGCAGACGAGGCGUCAGUAAAGAAAUUUCAACCAACAGACUUCGAUCCUAGCAGUACAAUAGCUUUCCUUACUUCUACGAGUGGCACCACAGGGAUCCCAAAGACGGCUAUGAUAACCCAUGAGAACUUGGCUAUAUCAUUGCCUUAUAUCUGGAAAACCAUGAGUAAAUUCCCAUCACCGAUAAAGAUAUCGUUUGUGGUAUCACCAGCGCAAUGGAUCACAACUGGGUUCAACUACAUCUUCUCUCCGGUCCUCAAGUUUACUAGACUACAAACAUCAAAACCAGUCACUCCAGAACAUUUUGGGGAUCUAGUGAAUAAAUAUAGGCCAAACUACAUCCUUUGCAACCCAGUGCUGAUGAGGACAUUAGCUGAACAAGCCAACUGCGACUUUACCUGCUUUGAACAAAUGAGUUUGGCAGGCAGCUAUGUAUCACCAGAACUGGUAGAGAAAAUGAAGAAACUGACACAAUCAGAAGACGUCUUCAUACAUUACGGUAUGAGUGAACUCAGUGGAACUGCUUUCGUCCACGACUGUCCUGCACCACCAGGCUCCUGUGGAAGACCAGCUGGUUCCUUUGACUGUAAAUUAGUGGACCCAGAGACACAUAAAGAAGUGACUGAACCUCACGUACAAGGAGAGUUGUGGUUCAAGGGACCCGCUGUGUUCAAAGGAUACCACAAUAACCCUGAAGUGACAAGAGAGACGUUUAGUGACGACGGCUGGUUCCGAUGUGGUGACAUUUUCUACAGAGAUGAAUCUUGGAACGUGUAUUUUGUGGAACGAUACAAGUCACUAUUGAAGUACAAUAAUCACCAGGUAUCUCCGUUAGAAGUCGAAAUGGUAAUAAUGAAGCACCCUGGAGUACUCCAAGUGGCAGUGACAGGUAUACCAGACAGGGAGUGCGGGGACCUGGUGGUGGCGUGCGUUGUGCCCAAGCCUGGCUGCAGCCUCACAGCGCAGGAGAUCAAGGACCUGGUCAAAGAAAAUUUGACUGACACAAAGCAUUUGAGAGGAGGAGUGAUCUUCAUGAAGAGUUUACCUAUCACCAGCGCAUCCAAGAUUAACAGACAGAAACUGAAAGAACUGGCGCUCACAAUGCGUAGGGAAUAACACUAGGUACCAUUUUAGGGAACCUUAUAUUCUUUUUUGAUUUGGGUUUAAUGUAUUUUCUGAUUAAUUUUGUUAAUAAACAUUUAUUGUGUUA
Molecule: messenger RNA, 3389 nt
Organism: Spodoptera frugiperda (fall armyworm)
Lineage: Eukaryota; Metazoa; Arthropoda; Insecta; Lepidoptera; Noctuidae
Product: luciferin 4-monooxygenase-like
Exons: 22
Coding region: 131-3295 (1054 amino acids)
Biological process (GO): long-chain fatty acid metabolic process; fatty-acyl-CoA biosynthetic process
Molecular function (GO): long-chain fatty acid-CoA ligase activity
Source: RefSeq, a predicted model, not a curated record